CUGCCAGUGCUGCUCACUUUCAAUGGACGAGAAAAGGAUCCUCUCCCACAUGAACAAGGACCACAAGUUGGCCAUCGAAGACUACCUCUCUGUCUACGGUGGCAUCAAGGUCGACUCCCAUCUCUCCAACAUUCGCAUGACAAACAUCGACUUGACCUCCAUCACCAUCACCUUCAACCACACUGACUUGGGAGAUCAAGACAUUGUCAAGCCUAUCCAGUUCGAUGCUCCCUUGACAAGCUUGUCUGAAUCCAGAUUCAAGCUCAUUGAAAUGGCAAAGUAUGCUGCCCAAAAAAGAAAUGUUUCCCACUUUCAAAUUCAAGAUAUCGUCUACCCUUCUUCUAUCCCAGAAUUCACUUUGUUGAGCUUGUUCUUUUUGUUGAUCUUUUCGUAUUUUAGAAAAGAUUUAAUCUAUGACUCUCUUUUCAAAAAUUACUUGAACAUUCCUCCAAACAUUGUUCUUUUCUUGAAGAACAAUGUUCAUUAUACUAUAUUCAUCACCAUUCUAGGUCAUUUAUCCGAAUUCUAUCUAAUUUUACUACCAAAAUUAAGAUUCUAUAGAGUUCCCUUUGAUUUCAAAAUUGAAUGGUUCUUUUUCACUUUCUUGGAGGGCUAUUUGGCAAUUAGAAGAUUUAACAAGUUGGUUCAAAAGUAUUCCUCCCAUUAACAUGCCUUUCAAUACAUAUGUAUAUAUAUACAGGAUUAAAUAAAUAUUCAUUU
Ascoidea rubescens DSM 1968 is the source of this 720-nucleotide messenger RNA. RefSeq lists its product as uncharacterized. Lineage: Eukaryota; Fungi; Ascomycota; Saccharomycetes; Ascoideales; Ascoideaceae. The record is from RefSeq and is a predicted model, not a curated record. The coding region runs from base 23 to 667 and encodes 214 amino acids. The transcript has a single exon.